AUGUCAACAUUUAGAAUUUAUCAUCCAUACCCAAAUGUUAUUCCAUAUGAAUUAACACCAAUCAUGUCGACAGAGGACUACAAACAAUUCAAGUCACUAUACAAUGUAUACAAUAGAAAACAAGUUAAACGUAAUUUCAUAGCUGCUGCCGUAUUCUUUGUGAUCAUGUUGGCUUGCAUCGGUCUCAUUGUAAAGGGUUGUAUACCAAUCGAUGGACAGGAAAAUGAAUAUGCAAAGAUUUAUAUCAUGGGUUCAAUUGGUAUUCUGGUAGUAGAUUCUUCUUUAUUUUUAGCUGCACUUCUUGUUAUUGGUAGAAAGGUUCGAAAUGCACUUACCUGUAGACUCAAUGGACAUUUUGCACAAAGAGGUCUUACAUUUAAUAUUGUUGCAAGACUUGGUCAUAAAGACCACCAUACUUCACAACAAUUUGUUGAGAUUACCACUUCUACUGCCAUCGUAGCUCCACCUCCCUUUGUCAUUCCAAUGCCACUUCAACAACAACAACAACCACCAGUACAAUAUUUCCAAGGUCAACCACAACAACAAUAUAUGCAAUACCAACAACCAAUGUACAAUCCAAAUUAUCAACAACAACAACAACAACAACAACCACCAGUACAAUAUUAUAACAACAACAAUGUUCCAGUUCAACAAACUGCAGGUAAAAUAAGUACAAAGGGAAUGCCUGAAGAGUCUGAUAAAACUCCUCUUGUAAAUACUAAAAAAUAA
Cavenderia fasciculata is the source of this 729-nucleotide messenger RNA. RefSeq lists its product as uncharacterized. NCBI's taxonomy places the organism in Eukaryota, Evosea, Eumycetozoa, Acytosteliales, Cavenderiaceae. The transcript is spliced from 2 exons. The coding region runs from base 1 to 729 and encodes 242 amino acids. The record is from RefSeq and is a predicted model, not a curated record.